GACCGGGUGGAGGAUGCAGUUGACAGGCACGCGCUUUCUUUCCAGUAAUAUCUCUUCUUCAAAGGAUAAAUUAUCGAAACGUGUCGCAUUACGUAGAUCGGCUUGAUGAUUGCAAUAAAUGGGAUAUUCUCAAGCCAGUUUAAUUUCAUCAUUACACUGAGAAGCGAGUUUCUUCCGGACUGUUUCUGUUAUCAUUUUAUCACCGCAGGAUACCCUGCCCGGUGCAACCUUAUGCCGUCAAUGACAAGUUCGGCUCCGCGUAUCAUCUACCUCACUUUUACACGAUCAUCAUGGUGUUUUGGGAAUUAAUGAUCUGGACGAAUAUCUCUUUUCCUGUCAGCAUACGAGUCUUUUGAAGCAGCUGGUUUCCUUAACUUUCACUAACCUGACUAACCUGUACCCAUCUGAAAUAGUUAAAAGGAUCAAUGCUGAAAUAUUCUUUCUGGACUUGGAGCCUCCAUUUAACAUAUCUGAAACCUGAAAUUCAAGAUGACAUCAGAGGUCAGCCAAGUGCCAUUGAGUGAGCUGCCCAUGGACAACUGGAUGGCCCAUCUGCCCAGUGCACUAUGGGACACCCCUCUCUGUUACAUGGCCAUUCCAGGAAGCCAUAAUGCCAUAACUUACUGUCUGGAUAAAAAUGACCGCUCUCCAGUAGACCUCACUCAACCAGAUAUGCUGCAGAAGCUGGACAAGUACAUGAAGCCCAUCAUACGCCCGUUUGUUUACAAGUGGGCGAUAGCACAGGAGUCUAGCGUUAGGGAGCAGUUAGAUUCCGGGGUGAGAUACUGUGACCUGAGGAUAGCACAUCGGCCUAAUGACAGCUCUAGCGAUCUAUACUUCUACCAUGGUGUUUAUACCACUGUUACUGUGGAGACGGUAUUAAAAGAGAUCAAAGAGUGGCUGGAUGUUCAUCCAAAGGAAGUAGUCAUCCUCUCUUUUAGCCACUUCCUGGGCCUCUGUCAAGAACGCCACUUACUGCUUGUCUCAAUGAUAAAGAGUGUUUUUGAUUCCAAACUGUGCCCCAAAACGGAGCGUGUGACAUUACGGAAUUUAUGGUGCCAGGGUUACCAAGUCAUCAUUUCAUAUGAGCACAAUAUUGUCAACUGCCACAAAGAGUUGUGGUCCCAUAUACCUUACUGGUGGGCCAACAAAUGCAAGGCUGAAGCGCUGAUCGAGGAAUUUGAACGUAAAAAACAAAGUGGCCGACCAGGAGGGUUCUUUGUGACUGGCAUCAAUCUUACUGAAGAUUUGAAGUACAUAUGCUCCCAUCCCACUGAAUCACUGAAGGAUAUGGUGAUGUCCGCAUAUCCCACAUUACUCAGCUGGGUCCGGCAGCAGAUGCCUGGCUCUAACACUGGCUCCCUCAACAUCAUAGCUGGGGACUUUGUGGCCGAGAGCCAGUUCAUACCAACCGUCAUUGCACUGAACGAAAAUCUACUUAACAGGACUAUAUUAUCAGAGCCUUGACAGACUCUUAAUCUGCACAAUGUAGAACGCAUUUAACAUUUGAGAAAAGAAGAGUUUCUUGUUCUUGUGAUAGAUUUUUAUACUAGUCACUAAACUGUAAAAUAACUUUACACUUUUUGAGUAAAAGGGUGAUAGAGAAUUUUGAGUUAUGAGUAGAAUAAUGUAAUGCACUGAUUUUUAUGACUUGAAUUUACUGUAAUAUUUAGCUUAUUUAUAGCGUUUCCAAUAUAUACCUCUGAUCUUGCAAUAAUGUUGGUCAUUUGGAAGUACCUGGUCCUGGAUCUGGACAUUAUCAUGGUCCAAAUUAUCACAACAUCAAAAUACAGCAAUAGUCACAAGCAUAACAUGUUAUAUACAUACUGUAGUGCCAGUGAGCAGAGAACCAGAAUUUCAGCAUUUGCAUGAGGAUUGCUGAAGCUUACUCAGUCCAAGCCUGCAAAAAUGGAAUCAAACACUCAGGAUUGUGCAUUCUUUAUGAUAUGUAAACUUUUCAACUUUGUACUGUAUGGAAUGACAAAAUGGAGAUAUGGUUACAUCACUGCAUGGUAUUCGCAACAAAAGCAUGAGGAGACAUUGUGGAAUAUUUCUGCAAUUGCAAAUAUGUUUUCUGCCAUAGUAGCAUGCCAUUUAAAUGCAACUGCAUCAUGCAAUUUAAGCAAUAUGUCAGCAGUUUUUGCCUCUCACUGACAAAAUUAUAAUCACAAGUAUAAGCAGUUUGAAUAGAGGACAUGGACC
Messenger RNA from Myxocyprinus asiaticus (Chinese sucker), 2202 nucleotides. RefSeq names its product PI-PLC X domain-containing protein 1-like. NCBI's taxonomy places the organism in Eukaryota, Metazoa, Chordata, Actinopteri, Cypriniformes, Catostomidae. Gene Ontology annotation, molecular function: phosphoric diester hydrolase activity. Gene Ontology annotation, biological process: lipid metabolic process. The record is from RefSeq and is a predicted model, not a curated record. Bases 490 to 1467 code for a protein of 325 amino acids. The transcript has 7 exons.